UUGAAAAUACAGGAGCAUCUGAAAGCUUUUGACCGAGAAGUAAAUGCAUUUGUGGACUAUAUGUUUGGACCUCGAGAUUCCAGGGUUAGAGGAUGGUUCCUUCUGGACUCUUACCUUCCCACAUUUUUCCUAACUGGAGCAUACCUACUCUGCAUAUGGCUGGGCAACCAGUUCAUGAGGAACAGGCCUGCUUUCUCACUCAGGGCUCAUCUCAUUGUAUAUAACCUUGGGAUUACACUGCUCUCCUUGUAUAUGCUCAUAGAGCUCAUCCUUGCCACGUGGGAAGGAGGCUACAACUUACAGUGUCAGAACCUCCACAGCGCGGGGGAAGCUGACAUCCGGGUAGCCAAGGUGCUGUGGUGGUAUUAUUUUUCCAAAGUAAUUGAAUUCAUGGACACUAUCUUCUUUGUACUGAGAAAGAAAAGCAGCCAGAUCACCUUCCUUCACGUGUAUCACCAUGCCACUAUGUUUAACAUUUGGUGGUGUGUUCUGAAUUGGAUACCUUGUGGUCAAAGUUUCUUUGGACCUACUUUGAAUAGCUUUAUCCAUGUGCUCAUGUAUUCUUAUUACGGACUCUCAGUCAUCCCUUCCAUGCGCAAGUAUCUGUGGUGGAAGAAAUACCUCACUCAGGCACAACUGAUCCAGUUUCUGCUCACUAUUGUGCACACACUCAGUGCAGCUGUGAAGCCAUGUGGGUUUCCGUUUGGCUGCCUCAUGUUCCAGUCCUCCUACAUGGCCACAUUGGUUAUUCUCUUCAUAAACUUUUACAUUAAGACAUACCAGAAAACACCUUCAAGAACAGCUAUAAAGGAAACCCCUCUCACAACAGAGAUCAAGAACGGUUUCCAUAAGGACUACUUCGCUACUGCCAAUGGAUUCCUGAACAAUAAGAAAGCCCAAUAAGUAUAGUAACUCAAUACUACAGUGUAGUAUUUCCCCAUUUUUUUUCUAAAAAAAGGAAAAAAAAAAGACUGAAUUACAAGCUUUAGCUUAAAUCCUGUUUUGAUUACAUUUAUCUGUUCUUUGUACCAAACACUAAUGUACUGCUAUUUAGGUUUUAACAAAAGGAGUAGAUUUACUUGCCCUGUCAAAGAUCACCAUCAGAGCAAUAAGGCCAACAAAAAUAUCAUAUUUCUCAUAUGUAAAAGAAAAAAUCUUUUAUAUCUCUAAUGCUGACACAAAAAAGCCUUAUAGAUCCAUUGAAACCUUUAGAAGGUUUGGAUUCUCUUCAGACUAACAGGCUGAGCAUUUUCUCUGCAUGUGAGAAGUCUCAGGGCAAGGGUUUGCAACACCCAACAAACUCAGCUAAACUGCAAUCAAAGUCAAAAAAGAAGAAACAAAAGGGGGGGGGAAGAUAUGAGAACCAUACUGUUUCCAUCACCAUACCUCUCUCUGCUGCUUCCCAGGCUGUCCCCAAAGCACUUUGUCUCCCUUCUCCUACCCCUCCCUCAGACACCAGCUGGGUCCAGCCAUCCCUGUGUUCCUGCAGGCGCUCUGGGGAGGGAUGUAGCAGAGGGCAGAGCCCAGGCGCACAGUCACAGAGUUUGCAGACAGACAUGCACCAUCUUUGCGUAUUGAGAUUGACAUGCCACUGAGGUUGGUGGGAGCUUCCUACUUCAGGGGGCUGGGACUGGUAGCACCAGUGGACUGCAUGAUGGGGGAUUUAGAGUACACAAUAUUACACAACGAUACGGGUUUUCGAGCUCCAGUCAAAGGCAGGUCACUUUGGAUGUGCUAAGUUAAUAGGAGUUCUAACUAAACGGCUUUCGGAAGAAACAGGAGCUCAACUGCUUAAUGAAGAUAAACCCUUUGAUCAUAAAGGUGCACGAAGGAAAAUUAACCUUAUAGCAGCACUGCCAACUUGAAGCACGAAAUGCCAAAUAUUAGUACACUAGAAGAUGCAGGAAGUCUUAAAAGUGAAUUUAACAGUGAGCAAAGUAUACUAUAUAGCAACUUCCAUGCUAGGUGGACCUUAUUCAGACUGAUCUCUGGUAAGACUGGAGAAACAGAAGGGAUUUAUGUACAGUCUUCUAUAUGGAAAGCAGAGAGAUAUUUCCUCACUGCACCUGUAAAGGUGUGUCUCACACACAAAAGUCAAUCACUAUCUUUGCUGCUUCUGUUAGCUGCAUUUACCUUUCACUUAAACAAGCAGCAAAGCAGAAUUCCCUAGGAUAGCUUUAGGGAUCUGCCCCUUGCCCUUUUACUGUUCAGCCCCCUUCAAAGUCUCUACUAAAAGUGAGCAAAACAUUUCUUCCUCUCUCUUUUUUGCAACUGAAAUAGUUCUAGCCUCUUCCAAUCUCAAAUAUAUAUACAAACUCUCUUAACAAAAACACUUUCCAGAGUUGCCCCAGCCCAGCAAAUCUCACAAACCGAGGUGAUUCUGUAAGGGCACUGUGACCUUUCCCUCCUCGUCACCCUGUGGGGUACCGGGGCAGGAAGGGAAGGACACGCGUGCACAUAGCCAGCACUGGGGAACGAAGGAGCAGCGUAUAGCCAAUACGGAGAAGAAGCUGACCCAAGUCCUCUCUCCUCAAAUUCUCCUCUGCCUAGCAACUCAGGUGUCCCAUCUAGCUGAUCUUUUGUCAGGUGGUCUUGGAAGCAACAAGUGUAAGCAGUGCAGAUGCAGGGCAGUCAGCCUCACUAGGCACACCAAGUCACUGCAGCUCUUGGGGCCUGUGGGUAGCAAGGAAAGCAGCAGGCUGAGAAAGUGGUACAGUAUGGGGGAAGAGCAGAUGUUUCUGACCAGCAAAAACAAGAGGAGAAAGCGAUAAGGCAGAGGAAAGUGGCCAUAAGUCAGCACUUGUUUGGAAUUUGUGCUCUACAACCGUGGCUCUCCUCCAUUUUGAGCCAAUUCCAGUUACUGCGCAGUUACUAUGUGAACAAAGCUUUUCUGCUCCAGUAGAAAAUUGAAGUCUUCAUAUAAGCUGCAGCAUACACAAAAUGUUUAAGCAGCUGGGCUGUUAAACUAUGUCAUCAUAAAUUGGGUGACCAAAAUAACUGCAAUAUUCAAGCAUAGCAUGCCACAAACGUUCGUCUAGCUGCUGCAUUUUGCUCUCUCUCCAUGCAGCUGACCACAGUGAAAGUCAACAUUUUGCUUUCUUUUUAAAAAUUUGCUAAGGAGGGAAGACAGCAACCAAAAAACCACAGUAACAAAGCCUGGAUUCUGGGUGCUCCUGCUAGUCCUCACUGGUCCUUCCAGAAACCUUGUUUUGAAAGUCUUGCUGGUCAAUACUGCAAAACUCACAAAUUAUAAGCAAUCAGCAGGUUUUAGUGAAGGUGCUGCACAUGACCCUGAACAAAUGGGAGAGCUUCAGAGGCCCCUGUAGAUAUCAGUUCAGUAUGAGACACAACUGUAGAAGUGGUGAAGGCAGAGGGAAUCAAAACAACUGACAAGAUAGCAGGCAAGGCAGACAGUCAAACUAUUCCUCUAAAACAGACAAAAAAAAAAAAAAAAAAAAAAAGAUUGCAUAGCCAAGCACGGGUUUUAGUCUGAAAGGAGUCCAUAACCUUUUGAUGGCAAAGCAUCCAGUUGACUACCAAUUUGGACAACGUCAGCACGCUAAGCGUUAGAGUUUAUUAUGACACAGAAAUUGAUUGUCUUUUGUUUUGUUGAAACCUAAUUUAAAAAGGAAAAGUUUGCCUUACUUGAAGCUCAAAGGGCUGAAAACAAUUCAAGAUGCUCUCACCUUGCAGAUCCAGAUCACCAGGAAGGCUGGAAGCAGGUGUGUUUUAAACUCUUCAAAUCUAUCUUAACAUCUUAAAUGCUGCAACUUUGAAGAGAAAGAAGCAUUGACUUUUUAAACUGAUUUUCCUGUAAUACAUAACACUGUAAAUAAACAAUUUUACUA
Struthio camelus australis is the source of this 3848-nucleotide messenger RNA. Lineage: Eukaryota; Metazoa; Chordata; Aves; Struthioniformes; Struthionidae. The record is from RefSeq and is a predicted model, not a curated record.